Messenger RNA from Histoplasma mississippiense, 3696 nucleotides. RefSeq lists its product as hypothetical. Gene Ontology annotation, biological process: tRNA wobble uridine modification; tRNA methylation. The coding region runs from base 1 to 3696 and encodes 1231 amino acids. The transcript is spliced from 7 exons. Gene Ontology annotation, cellular component: mitochondrion; cytoplasm. The record is from RefSeq and is a predicted model, not a curated record. Lineage: Eukaryota; Fungi; Ascomycota; Eurotiomycetes; Onygenales; Ajellomycetaceae. Gene Ontology annotation, molecular function: GTPase activity; GTP binding; protein binding.
AUGGCAUCUGAUCAGAACUCUGGCCAAAGCCUUGCCGUUGCGUUGGGGCGUAUAAACACCCCAGAAGCAACACAGGUUACGUCCAAACUGGAGAUAUUGCCAAUUGAACUUCAGCGCGCGAUCUUGGAAUAUGUUUCAAGACGAGAUGUUCUCAAUUUGGCCCAGGUCAGAGCCAUGUCUUAUGCUGCUCGCCGAAACAUAUAUACUUCGGUUUCCCUCCGCCUCGCCCAACACGAAGGCUUUAUCCAGGACGUAAAUCGGUUUAUGUCCGCGGGUUCACGUAAUAUGUCUCUGGUACAAAACCUUUCGAUCCUAAAUUCGAAACGCAGAAGGAUUCUAGGUGUAUGUAGUAUAGGAGCUCCUUACCGUUUUGGCCGCUCUGGAGAAUGGAAGCAGAAACGCUUAUUUACCGAACAUUCCAUUCUCUUCAACCGGAUGAUGCGAAUUUUGUUUUCCAAUACUUCCCAUCUCCGAACUGUCCGCUGGUUUCAUUUAUUUAAAAUGGACCACUAUACAUUCGCUUCCCUUUUUAACACCCAUGCCGAUACAUUGAUGGGGAUCGAAACAUAUACGCUUACGGGUGACGAAAUCCCAAUACUCCCCGGACACCCUAGCUUGGACCAAUUCCCCAGGUUGAGGAUAGGGUUCUCUGCGUUUCAGGCCUCUGCCUGUAAUAAAAUCCUUAGCCCAUCGGUUAUAUCGUUGAUUUCCCGUUUAACCCGGCGUCUCUCUCAUUUCGUGCUUGGCGAUGAACGUCUAGUCCUCAUCGUGGACAGCAACGCCACUACUAGGUCGAAUCCACCAUAUAUUCAGAUGCCUUUACAUGAAGUUUUGCAGCCACUAGCCGAAGCGCAAGUCACCUUCGGCAAUUUAUCACAAUUAGAUGUCAUUGGCAUAGACAUGACUCCGCUGCAAAACCAAUUGGUCCCCUUGCGCCCCACAUUCGACUUGUAUAAUCUCAGAAGACUCAGCCUUGUGUCCUGUGUCGGCACAGAGGGUCUUUUGAACGUGCUAUCAAUGCCCGCGCCUCAUAUGAUGUUUCCAUAUGUGUUUAGUCGGAUGCGACUGAAAGAGUUCUGUAUCCGUUACGAAGGUCCAACGCUAGGAUUGAAGAUCGCCUUAGUACGGUUUCUAACUUCGUUUACUGGCCUAGAGCUGCUAUCCGUGCUUCUUGACGAUGAACCCGAAAAUACGAUGAUCGACCACACAGGAUUCAUGUAUGCACAUGGCCCGACUUUAAAAGUUCUCGUCUGGGAAGUUCGGAAACAAAAUCGACAUGAGCGUCCCUUUGGGCUGGAGGACGAUAUUCGGGGGAAACCUGCUUUUCUUGAGCUGUUGAGUCAGACCUGCCCGAAUCUCCAGGAACUUAGCGUCGUCCUUAACAUGCGACUACUUUACGUGAGGGGUCGAGGCUUCGAUAGGAUCCACUCGCGUAGACCCUAUGCGAUGCUACGGCUCCCGCACCUGAAAACGCUUCACUGUCGUGAUUUUCUUAUGCCGAAAGGACGCUUAUUGACAACAGCUUUUGUCGUCGACGCAACCAAAAGCAUCGCAACCAUGUUUCUCGAUUGGGCAUUUCACUUCCACGGGUUCUCUUCUCCACUGGAACUAUUGGCUGUCGUGUUUUGCUGUAGGCGUGAGAUUUGUAUUCAAACUGCAUUGGCCUCUACCGCCAAACUGAGUCUUUUUGUCAGCUCCUUUUUGUUCAGGAAAGUCCGGUUUAACCAAAUCGCAAAUGGCUGCAUCCUGACCUCCUUUUCAUCAACUUGGAACCACCUGGGCAACCUCGAAUCAAAUUGGCAACCCUCGACAUCACAGGAAGCACAGCUGUGGUCCAUCCAUCUACGCAUGCGUAGAUAUUUCUUGCAGCCUCUUCGUCGGGCAUCCAUCGCAGACCCACCAUGGACCAGAUCUCGUUGUCUGAGUUCCAUUAACGGAAACCAGUCAUGCAAGCCCUCCCUACCGAGAGUCCGGGGUCAGCCCGGAGACAAGCGCUGGCAGACCACAGGCUCUGUUGUUAGUGAGCCAUCGUCGACCAUUUAUGCGUUGUCGACAGCCCCAGGUCGAGCGGCCAUUGCGAUUGUUCGAGUAUCUGGGCCAGCUUGUGUUCAGAUCUAUGACGCUCUCUGCCCCAAAAGGCCGCUCCCAAACCCUCGAGUUGCAGCUCUUCGCACCCUUUUCGACCCUUCCGUUCCUCCCUCGGUCAACAGCAUCCUCGACAGAGCGGUUGUGUUGCACUUCCCAGCCCCAAAUACCGUGACGGGAGAGGACGUGCUUGAAUUGCACAUCCAUGGCGGACCCGCCGUGGUAAAAGCAGUCCUCAAUGCAAUACCCCGAUGCGCGGGGGCUUUCUCCAACGAAAAGAUCGCCAUGCCCUCCAUCCGGUACGCGGAACCCGGUGAAUUCACCCGUCGCGCAUUCCUCAACGACCGUCUAUCUUUACCCCAGAUCGAAGCACUGGGGAAUACGCUUUCUGCGGAAACCGAGCAUCAGCGCCGUUUAGCGGUUCGAGGAACGAGCGGUUCUCUCGCAUUUAGGUACGAGCGUUGGCGACAACAGCUGCUUUAUGCCCGCGGAGAGAUGGAGGCGCUGAUCGAUUUCUCGGAGGAUCAGCAUUUCGACGAGUCAAUCGAGGAGUUCGUGUCUUCCAUUACCGGCGAAGUUCGUAAUUUGGUUCGACAAAUUAACCUGCACAUUGAGAACGCUUCCAAGGGCGAACUGUUACGGAGUGGCAUUCGAGUCGCGCUUCUCGGGGCCCCUAACGCUGGUAAGAGCUCGCUGCUGAACAGAAUUGUCGGGAGAGAAGCUGCUAUUGUAAGCAGUGAGGAGGGGACUACAAGGGACAUUGUGGAUGUUGGUGUUGAUAUCGGUGGCUAUUUCUGCAAGUUUGGGGAUAUGGCUGGGUUGCGAUCUGGCCACAUAGCCCGGUCUGGCUCGAUGCCCAUUGGUGCAGUGGAACAGGAAGGGAUUCGAAGAGCCAAGGCACGCGCACUGGAAUCGGACGUUGUGAUUGUGGUUCUUUCAUUGGAGGAAUCUGAUAACGGGACUGGCGUCAAGUUGGUCCUCGAACCGGAGGUUGUUGACGCCGUUCGCAGUUGUAUAGCCCUCGAGAAGCACAUGAUUGUGGCAGUUAACAAGUUUGACAAAUACUCUCCAACCACCUAUACGGCUAGAACACAGCAAAAGUUUGUGGAUAGCUUGACUGAAGAAAUCUCAUCCGUGGAACCCCGCCUUACCCAAGAUCAGAUUUUCCUAAUUUCGUGCAGAGAGGCCGAGAACGAGGUAUCCCAAGAGGCUGAUCCCGGCAACAUACAAAAAUUUCUUGGGGAACUAAUUCGGACUUUUAAAAGGAUGUCGACGCCGUCUGAAUUGGAUAAUGGAAAUGAGCAAUUUGAUAAAUUAUACUGGGAAGACUCUCUGGGAGUCACCCAUCGACAAAGUUCUAAUUUACAAAAAUGUGUCCAGCACUUAAACGACUUUCUAUCCCAAACGUGCCAAACUCCUGAUAAUGCUGCAAACGCUGAACAAAUUGAGGUGAAUUUCGAUAUUGUAACAGCGGCGGAACAUCUUAGGUUCGCGGCCGAUUGUCUGGCGAAAAUCACGGGUCGUGGGGAGAGCGGGGACGUGGAGGAUGUUCUAGGAGUUGUAUUCGAAAAGUAUUCCCUCCCACCAAUUGGCCCACACUUCCAUUCGUGA